AUGUCAAUUGAAUACGAUAUGGACACCCUUACAUCAGCCAAACACAAUCGAGCAGCCACCGAGAAAUUCUAUAAACAAGUCAUGCCGGCUCGAACCGUUGUUCUUAACCACGAUUUACCUCAGAUGUUGCACCGGAGUCCCUCGGGAGCGAAGCGAAAAAUUCGACAGCGAGCCGAAGAAAAGGGCAGCCGACCGUCUCCUUUCCUGCAAAAUACAGCGCCAGAAGAACCAAUGCCCCCGCCACCACAACCACCGAUUCAUCAAAAAUCACAUUCUAUGACGUAUACAUCGUCUUCUCAAUACUCGCUAUGCUCAACGAGUAAUGGUUCGACAAUGGCUCCACUGCCACCAGCUCAACUCCAGGAUCGUGGCCUUUCAAAAGCUUUUAGCUCUUCAUUCUCUUCACAAUCCUCAUCGAUUUCAUCCUCUCCAUCCCCAGCUCCAUCACAAAUAGAAGACCCUCCACACAGAAUAGAUUCCUAUCGUCGACUUAUCGAUUCAGGUGGCUAUCGAAGCAUUUUGCCUGAAUUGGAUCAUCUAGCGCUACCCGCUUCAAGAUUGUCUUCUGCCUACUCGUCCGGUUCACUUAACACAAGUAUGGCUAAAGUCCCAUCACCGUCAUUUGAAUUCUCGAAUACUCACUAUGCAGCUCCGGUUCGAACAGGCCUCGAGCCACCAGUGAUCUCCCCGCUAAAACCAACUGUUGAAGUUCAUCCAAUGCCCGCUGAAGAACGAAUGAUUCACGAAACCAAAGACUCCUCUUUGAAACGUGAGAAACCGGCCGUUCCAGCGAAACCCAAAGGCUUGAAGAUCAGCAAUGACAACAACUUGCCUAGAUCUACUUCAUUAUCAUCAUUGAUGGUACGUGCAGAGCCUCUCUCGUUUAAUUCACCCUCAGCCAAAGUCCUUUCCACUCUUUGUGCUUCACCCUCGUUCGUUGAGCUUCACAACGCUUACACGAAACGAACAAUUCCCGAAAAUGAAUACGAGAAGUUGGAGGCUAAAAGAAAUCAGUCGAUAACCGUUGUGGAUCGUCGUGUGAAACAACUGGAAGAAGAGCGAGGAGUGGUACAAGAAGAGAUUCUCGCAAUCGAAGAAACUGGAGAGCACAUUCUUCACCUUGUCGAAUCCGUUGAUCCGGAGUUGGCUCUAAAGGUGCGCUCGCAAAUCGCCCAAGGCGACAGUGUCACCCGAUUGGAAGUGGAGUUUCGUCUCGAAGCUGAUCGACUCGCUCAGGCUGUGUCGAAUCCAAUCCCCACUCAUUCAAGAGCUGCCCUGAUGGAACGUGAUGCAUAUGUGAAGAAGCGAUUGUUUGGCAUCAAUCUGCUCAGACAGUGCAAUAGCCGUCGAGAGAACGAGCUCGACGACGAAUUGUGCGCGAUUUUGCAUGAAGAAGAGCAACGACUUUGGGCUAUUUACAGAGAAAAUCACAAAAAGAUUAUUCAGGAAUGCGGCUUAAUCGAUAAGAAAAUCGACGAACAACGGGAUCAGUUGCAAGCCUUGCAAAGCUACGGCUCAUCACCGACCAGUGCACCACCAGUCGCACAGCAC
Messenger RNA from Mesorhabditis belari, 1551 nucleotides. Lineage: Eukaryota; Metazoa; Nematoda; Chromadorea; Rhabditida; Rhabditidae. The record is from the annotation of a GenBank genome assembly.